Messenger RNA from Odocoileus virginianus texanus, 1993 nucleotides. NCBI's taxonomy places the organism in Eukaryota, Metazoa, Chordata, Mammalia, Artiodactyla, Cervidae. The record is from RefSeq and is a predicted model, not a curated record.
ACUCAGCAGUGGCCACAGAACUGGAAAAGGUUCUCCAUAUAGAGACAAAAUCACCAUAGCAAUUCUUCAGCUGCAAGAGGAAGGCAAGCUGCACAUGAUGAAGGAGAAGUGGUGGAGGGGCAAUGGGUGUCCGGAGGAGGACAGCAAGGAGGCCAGUGCCCUGGGGGUUCAAAAUAUUGGUGGCAUCUUCAUUGUUCUGGCAGCCGGCUUGGUGCUCUCUGUUUUUGUGGCAGUGGGAGAGUUUUUAUACAAAUCCAAAAAAAACGCUCAAUUGGAAAAGAGGUCCUUCUGUAGCGCCAUGGUAGAGGAACUGAGGAUGUCCCUGAAGUGCCAGCGUCGGUUAAAACACAAGCCACAGGCCCCAGUUAUUGUGAAAACAGAAGAGGUCAUCAACAUGCACACAUUUAACGACAGACGGUUGCCAGGUAAAGAAACCAUGGCAUAAAGCUGGGAGGCCAAACACCCAAGCACAAACUGUCGUCUUUUUUUCCAAACAAUUUAGCGAGAAUGUUUCCUGUGGAAAUAUGCAACCUGUGCAAAAUAAAAUGAGUUACCUCAUGCCGCUGUGUCUAUGAACUAGAGACUCUGUGAUCUAAGCAGUUGCAAUGAUCAGACUUGAUUUAUAAACAUCAUGGAUCAACCGAGUUACACGGGGUUACACUGUUUAUCAUGGGUUCCUCCCUUCUUCUGAGUGAAUGUUACAUAACCAUUUUGUGGCUGGUUUCAAAUGCAGUCCGGGAAGAAAUUACAGGUUCCUUUUGAGGUUCAACUGUUGCCAGGAGAUGGAAUAUCAAUGCCCCAAGGGUAACCAGAGGAAAAAAAAAAUCAUUAAGAAUAAAAAUACUUGGAAUCAGCAAAAACUGUAGUGUUACAAGAAACAGUUAAGUCUUCUGACCACCCAGAUAAGAGGGUGAUGAUGUCACUAGCCCCCAGCUACUCAGUAUAAUGGUCAUCUGAAUAGACAAUAUGUGCUUAUAGGAUGUGAAGAAAUGUAAAGCAAAACAAAUCUGAAUUUCAUGGCAAAUGGAAUAUAAAGCAGACCUUCAUCAGUGUUUUUCUUUCUUUCCUUUUUGUUUUUUUUUGAUAGUCUGUGUCACUGAUUGAAAUACAAGUGUCAAAUUACCAAGGCAAUAAUGUUUUUUCUUAUAUUCACUGUGGCAGGAGAUUUAACAUGUAUCUCUAUCAAAUCCCUACCUAUUCCAGCCACCCUUUCCCCAACCUCACACCAAGAAUAAAAAAAGCAACAAUUGGUUCAGAGAUUCUGAAUUAAAAUGGAUGAUGUUUUGCACUCUUUGUCUUAAGCUGUAAAAGAGGGCUGAUCAUGAUAGUUCUGUGGAAGACUGAAACUUUCAUUCUAACAUUCAGACAUGUUAAUCCAAAACCUCCUUCCUGCUAUAAAUGAACUGGAUGGAGCCUGGGCAGAUCUCAGUGAAAGGAGAAAGGGGACUGGUCAUCUAAAGAGAAGUAUGUGUGGUGAACUCUGACGUGGACUGCAUUUAUCAAUACAGUCACAAUGUUAAAUGAACAAAAUUCUUGAGCAGUUUUUUUUCAAAAAAAUGUUCAGGUUUAUUUGUGGAAAUGCAAGAUUUCUAUGAAAAUAGUUUUUGUAUGGAAAUUUUUGUAAUACUUUUUAUCAACAAAAUAAGAACAUGCGUUCCUGUCAGGGGUGUGAUGUCGAGCAUGAAUGGUAGUGCGUGUGCACCACCAACGUUUGGUGAAAACUAUUUUUAUCAAGAAAAAAGGAGUCAUAGAAGAGAAAUAUUUUCAAGUUAGAUAAUAUAAAAGCUAGGUGCAUUACCACCACUGCUUCUCAUGCCACACCCCUGGUUUCCACGAGGCGGAUAACAUACUGUAAUGAACAAUUGUGUGUAAAAUGGUAAAAGACACAGACCUCUUGACAACAUUGUGAUAAAGUUGAGUGCACACAGUUUGCUGUUUGAAUCCAAUGCACAAAAUUUAAAAAAUCAUUAAAAUUAUGUCCAUUUUACUUUCA